This is a messenger RNA of Aspergillus welwitschiae, 1978 nucleotides long. RefSeq names its product inositol-3-phosphate synthase INO1. Gene Ontology annotation, biological process: inositol biosynthetic process; phospholipid biosynthetic process. Gene Ontology annotation, cellular component: cytoplasm. The record is from RefSeq and is a predicted model, not a curated record. Lineage: Eukaryota; Fungi; Ascomycota; Eurotiomycetes; Eurotiales; Aspergillaceae. Gene Ontology annotation, molecular function: inositol-3-phosphate synthase activity. The transcript has 3 exons. Bases 290 to 1891 code for a protein of 533 amino acids.
GCUUUCCCUCGACCCUUCCUCCUUCUACCACCCAUCAAUACCUUCAGUUCGUUAGCAAUCGUCUUCCCGUCGUUCAAUUCAACUUCUGAUCACACUCUCUGAGGCGUGGUCUAAUAAAAACCGUCAAAAUUUUCGCCACACUUCUUAACUCGCGGCACCACCCGUUCAACGGCCGGCGCUCAUCCAACCGUGGUGGGGCACCGGACUACGCAUUAUACGUCCAGUAAACAACUCGCAGUCUGAACACUCGCAUUAUCUGUCUCGCACGCCAAUCUGUCAACUGUGAACAAUGGCUCCCCACGCAAGCUCGGAUGUUGCUGCCAAUGGCGCCGUGAACGGGUCCGCUCGUGCCAACGCUCCUCUGUUUACCGUCAACUCGCCCAACGUCGUGUACACCGACAAUGAAAUCAGAAGCCAGUAUGCUUACCAUACCACUGAUAUCACCCGCACUGCCGACAACAAGCUCGUUGCCACUCCCAAGGCCACCAACUACCACUUCAAGGUCGACCGCAAGGUGGGCAAGGUGGGCGUCAUGAUGGUCGGCUGGGGUGGUAACAAUGGUUCCACCGUGACCGCAGGUAUCCUUGCCAACCGCCGUGGUCUCGAAUGGGAGACCCGCGAGGGCAUGCGCGCCUCCAACUACUACGGCUCUGUAGUCAUGGGUUCCACCAUCAAGCUCGGUACUGACGCCAAGACCGGUGAGGAGAUUAACAUUCCUUUCCACGACAUGCUGCCCAUGGUCCACCCCAAUGAUCUCGCUAUUGGUGGUUGGGACAUUAGCAGCCUGAACCUUGCCGAUUCCAUGGACCGUGCCCAGGUUCUGGAGCCUACCCUCAAGCAGCAGGUUCGUAAGGAGAUGGCCGAGAUGAAGCCCCUGCCUAGUAUCUACUACCCGGACUUUAUCGCUGCCAACCAGGAGGACCGGGCCGACAAUGUGCUCGAGGGCUCCAAGGCAUGCUGGGCUCAUGUUGAGAAGAUCCAGCAGGACAUUCGCGACUUCAAGGCUCAGAACGGCCUCGACAAGGUCAUCGUGAUGUGGACUGCCAACACCGAGCGUUACGCCGAUAUCCUGCCUGGCGUCAAUGACACGGCCGACAACCUCCUCAACGCUAUCAAGACCGGCCACCUGGAGGUGUCCCCGUCCACUGUCUUUGCUGUGGCCUGUAUCCUGGACAACGUUCCCUUCAUCAACGGCUCUCCCCAGAACACCUUUGUUCCCGGUGCUAUCCAGUUGGCUGAGCAGCACAAGGCCUUCAUUGGCGGAGACGACUUCAAGUCUGGCCAGACCAAAAUGAAGUCGGCUCUGGUUGACUUCUUGAUCAACGCCGGUAUCAAGCUCACCUCGAUUGCCAGCUACAACCACCUGGGCAACAACGACGGCAAGAACUUGAGCUCCCAGAAGCAGUUCCGGUCCAAGGAGAUCUCCAAGUCCAACGUGGUGGACGACAUGGUCGCGGCUAACAAGAUCCUCUACGCCGAGGACGAGCACCCCGACCACACCGUGGUGAUCAAGUACAUGCCUGCGGUGGGCGACAACAAGCGCGCGCUCGACGAGUACUACGCGGAGAUCUUCAUGGGUGGCCACCAGACCAUCAGUCUGUUCAACAUCUGCGAGGACUCCCUGCUGGCGUCUCCCUUGAUCAUUGAUCUGGUGCUGAUUGCGGAGAUGAUGACCCGCAUCAGCUGGAAGUCGGACGAGGCGGCCGAGUACAAGGGCUUCCACAGCGUGCUCAGCGUGCUCAGCUACAUGCUCAAGGCGCCUCUGACUCCUCCGGGCACCCCUGUGGUCAACUCGCUGACCAAGCAGCGCAGUGCCUUGACCAACAUCUUCCGGGCGUGCGUUGGACUGCAGCCUGAAUCCGAGAUGACUCUGGAGCACAAGCUGUUCUAGACACCCACCUAGUAAUGCUUAGCCAUCAUGCUAGGCGUUGAUCACACUUUACCCAUUGUUAGCCAACUACAGCCACUCUUUGAAUAU